GGAUGAGGGUGUGUUCAGUAUAAUAAAGAAUGAAGCUGCUUGUUUGGAACAGAGGAAAGCAAGACUGAGAUUCUAAGACCAGUAGUGGAAUUUCCCAUCACAACAAAUGGAGAUGGAAAGUUGGUCAGUUGAUCAAGUCUGCAACUGGUUGCUACUGAAAAACUUAGGAGACCUGGUUCCUAAAUUUCGUGAAGAAGAAGUGGGUGGCGCCGCUCUGUUGGCUCUUAACGACAGGAUGGUCCAGCAGCUGGUCAAGAAAAUUGGGCACCAGGCAGUGUUAAUGGAUCUGAUUAAAAAAUGCAAGCAGCAGACAGAAGGACCAGCUUUUACCUGCAAAGAGCCCUUCUCUGAGUCACCAGGAGAAUUCAGUGGAACCCCUGGCAUUCAGCUAACUGUUGGACAGGCGAAUUGUUUCUCUCCCAAUGAAAGCCAUGAUGAUGGAUCCAUUGACCAAAGAGUUCUCAAACAAAAGAAAAACAUGAGGCAUGUUUUAGCAAGAUGCAAAGCAUUGCAAUGGACAAAUUCAUAUAUUCUGCCUGAGUUCCCUUAUGAUGUCAAAUGCAUAUUAGCAGAAAGAAAAUGCCCUGACCACAGUGUGAGAAUAAGGAUAAUUGAAUUCUUGCAAGCUGACAUGACAAAGUAUCUUGAAGGAUCACUAUAUCCAACCACUCAGCAAUAUAAUGAUGUUGUCAAUGAAUUGCUCCAGGCAUACCCUUUUCUUGAUGAGGAUGGGAAUGGCUUUUUUCUAUGGAAACGAGCCCUUAAAGACCGUUUCAAGUAUGUGCGGAGACCGAUAGAUGAUGAUGAACAGGUAGUGAGGAAUAAAUGCAAGUUUGGACACAGGCGAGGGCAGACCAGAAAAUCUUCUGAAAACAGGUGUGAGAAGGUCCAAGGAGUGCACACAAAAGUUAAAAACAUUUACAACAAAGACCUUGAUGUUGAGAUAAAUGAACAUAUCAGCUGGUUUAAGGAAGAAUAUAUGAAAACCGAGAGAAACUGGGUAGAAGUGGACAACAGGAUGACCAAGACUUUAGAAAUAAGAAGGAAGAUGAUCAAUAAAGAGAGGAAGCCUUUGAAAGAAAUUCUCAUGCUAUUCCCCUUUUUGAAGUGUCCUUAUCAGCUUUUUAGAGAAUAUCAUCUUCUAACACGCAAAGACAUUUACAAGAAAACAGCUGAGAUUUUGGAAGCGUAUUCAGAGGACAUACUGACGUCGUAUGUGGUGAAGAAUAGCCCAGUUAUUGUUGCUCUGCAGAAGAAUCUGAAGCAGUACAUGGAAGAUGACAUUCAGACAUAUAUGAAGAUUACUGCCACAUGUUUACUUUUGCCAGAUGUUUUUGGAGAGGAUUCCUGUUUGCUUGCUGCUGUGAAUGAGGAGGUGAAAGUGUCAACACCAGUACUAGAAGUAAAAUACCCAUUUGAUGUAAACGUGUGUGAGUGUUCCCUGUAUGUGGAGAAGGAGAAAUUGGCCCAGCUGGAUGAUUGUACAAUGGCCCUCGCAGCUCUGCUGGCUUCCUACCAUGUCUUUGGCAUUCCAUACCCUAAAAGACUGUACAAUACACUCCACUUUUUGGAGUCCCUCAUCUUUGAAGUCAAGUGUCCGCAGUUCCUUUCAGCAAAAAUCAAGUAAACUGGGAAAAAUGUGAAUGUACCAAUACUGAAUAUUACUUAAUGUGGCUUUGGGGCAGAAUCCAGUUGCAAGUAAUUCCUGGUUUUAUCAUUUGCCAUUUUGAUUGAUUUAAGUGCACUUUUUAGGAUAAUCUUGCUCCUUCAGUAAAAAAAAAAAGUUACCGUAGAUGUUUUAUGAACAUUUGCUUUUAUAGCAACUAUCUUCUCCCUAAUACUCAUAUUCUUAACACCCAACUCGAAUGGGAUGUGGGUUGUUUUUAAUGUUUCCAUGAAUAUCCUGUCCCUCUAGUUUCAUAACUUUGUUAUUUCCUAACAGUGUUCAUAAAAAUGUAAUGCAACUUGAUUUUAAAUAACUACCUAUGGUCCUGUGACAAAUGCAUUUUAAUUUUAAAUGUGUUGACUCUGUAUCUAAUGCAUCCAUGCUAGAUGAUUGUGCAGUUCUACCUUGACUUAAAAGAAACAUUCCUCAGGAGAGCCAUUAAAAAUAAUCAUAAUGGGGCAAGAGUGGGAGGUUCAUGUUGCCGAAGCCAUUGGAACCACUUUUAUUUCUAGAAGUAUAGAAGUAUAGUAUAGAAGGGAAGUAUAAAAGUAAGAGAACGAUGGCACAUGUACAACAUGAGAUGAUCCCUUGCCUAUCUAGCUAACAUGAAAAUAUGUACCAUGUGUGAAAAAUGACAUACUUACUUCCCACACUAAUUUCGCCAGCCAUGUGGCAAUGUAAGUAACCCCAUCUAGUUGUUUACAGAUGUUACCAGAGGACUGAACCAUAGCAAAGCUUCUUUCCACUCUCUUAGCUUGUGAGAAUACCACACACUGCUCACGUGUUGAAGUGUGGAGGUUAGAAACACUCUAUCUCUAUUAACACUCUGUUAACAGAUAUUAACAGGCUCCAGUACCAAAUUCUACACUUGUAAAGCACACUCAGUAGUCUCAUUUGCACAUCAGAGCAAACUAUUACUG
This is a messenger RNA of Podarcis raffonei (Aeolian wall lizard), 2586 nucleotides long. It is a transcript of the gene SAMD3, whose product is annotated as sterile alpha motif domain containing 3. The record is from RefSeq and is a predicted model, not a curated record. Gene Ontology annotation, molecular function: protein binding. NCBI's taxonomy places the organism in Eukaryota, Metazoa, Chordata, Lepidosauria, Squamata, Lacertidae. The transcript has 11 exons. Bases 107 to 1627 code for a protein of 506 amino acids.